This is a messenger RNA of Strongyloides ratti, 687 nucleotides long. RefSeq names its product Uridine diphosphate glucose pyrophosphatase. Bases 1 to 687 code for a protein of 228 amino acids. Gene Ontology annotation, molecular function: UDP-sugar diphosphatase activity; metal ion binding. The record is from RefSeq and is a predicted model, not a curated record. The transcript has 3 exons. Gene Ontology annotation, biological process: ribose phosphate metabolic process; nucleoside phosphate metabolic process. NCBI's taxonomy places the organism in Eukaryota, Metazoa, Nematoda, Chromadorea, Rhabditida, Strongyloididae.
AUGGAGAGUAAUACAUUUAUAAGAAAUGUUGAAUUUGAACCUUUAAAUAAUUCAAAAUAUCUAACACCCAUUAGAAUGAAAUUUGAAGCUAGAUUGAAAGAAAAUGAUAAGGUAAGAAAAAUUGUUUGGGAUGUUGCUAGUGAACAUGAUUCUGUUGCAACACUUUUGUAUAAUAGAGAUCAUGAUACAUUACUUUUUGUAAAACAAUUCAGAGCAUCUGUAUUUUUUGGAGCAGUCCGAAGACAAAAAGAAAAUAUUGAAAAAACAAUUGAAAGUAUAGAUUUUACAAAAUACCCUCCCAAUAUGGGAUAUUCAUUAGAGUUGUGUGCUGGACUUAUUGACAAACCAGGAGUUUCUGUCAUACAACAUGCCCAAGAAGAAAUACUUGAAGAAUGUGGUUACAAAGUUCCAUUAGAAGAAAUAAAAUUCCUGAAACGGUUUACAACUGGUAUUGGUUUUUCUGGAGCUCAACAACAUCUUUUCUAUGCUGUCGUUGAUGAUAAAAUGAUUGUCCAUGAAGGUGGUGGUAAUGAAGAAGAAGGUGAAAACAUUGAAACAGUAAGUAUGACAAUAAAAGAAGUCAAAGAUUUAAUGAACCAAGAUGAGUUAUGUUCCCCACCGGGAUUUCUUUAUGUUGUUCAACAUUUCUUGGAUAAUAUCUACAGUAAAGUUAAGCAAAGUAUUUAA